AUGCAAGAUGAAGUUACGGUGCAUUUCCUUACAUGCAAAACAAAGGUCGCCCCUCUAAAAGCAUCACAAACGGAUGAAUCCCUUACAAUACCCCGACUGGAGUUGUGUGCGGCGUUAUUGCUUGCGAAAUUACUUUCUCAUCAACUUUUUGUGCUUCGUGAUAUUGUAACGGUAGACUGUGUUCGGGCAUGGAGCGAUUCUACCAUUGUCUUAGCGUGGCUUAAUGGGGAUCAAAAACAGUUCAAAAUAUUCGUUACAAAUCGAGUUUCAAAAAUUCAUUCCCUUCUGCCACAUUGUGUAUGGUCUCAUGUACGAUCAUCGGAAAACCCAGCAGAUCCUGCAUCUCGAGGUAUGCUACCCGAGGAACUUAUUACCAAUCGGCUACAUUUAAAUGGUCCAGAGUUUCUGCAAGAUCCCGACUAUCAGUGGCCCAGGUUGAUGCAGAACGAGUUUUCACCUGAACAGCUACCAGAGGUUAAAACCCCAGUUAAAAAUGUUUUAUAUGUUCAGGACAGUGUUCAACCUGCUAGUAUAAUCGGCCGAUUUUCCACGUUAACAAGGAUGCAACGUGUGUUAGCGUACUGUUUCCGCUUUGCCCGUCGUCGAAAUAUUCCGAAGAGCAGUGGACCAAUUACUCGGAUGGAAUAUGACCGUGCAUUGAACGCUGCUAUUUUGUGUACGCAAAGGACUUAUCUUUCGGAUCUACAAAGACAAAUUAAAAACCAGGACUCCAUCACUCCAACAACGACAGCCCAGCUUGCUCCUUUUAUCGACGAGAAAGGACUCAUCCGUGUCGGUGGCAGAUUGAAACGUGCAUUGUUGAAUGAAGAUACCAAACACCCAAUUCUUUUGCCUCAAAAAACUCAUCUGACGGAGAUA
Messenger RNA from Aphis gossypii (cotton aphid), 879 nucleotides. RefSeq lists its product as uncharacterized. Lineage: Eukaryota; Metazoa; Arthropoda; Insecta; Hemiptera; Aphididae. The record is from RefSeq and is a predicted model, not a curated record. The annotation marks the transcript as partial. The transcript has a single exon.